UUAUUGUGUAUCUUAGAUAUGCCAACGUCAAGAAGUGUAGUAAUGAGGGUCGUGCCUUGAUGCAAUUGGAUUUUCAACAGUUUUUAAUGAAACUUGAAAAGCUAACUGAUAUUAGACCCAUUCCGGAUAAAGAAUUUGUGGAAACCUAUAUUAAAGCAUACUAUCUAACUGAGAAUGACAUGGAACGCUGGAUCAAAGAGCACAGGGAGUAUUCAACAAAGCAGCUGACCAACCUGGUAAAUGUUUGCCUGGGAUCCCAUAUCAAUAAGAAAGCAAGACAAAAACUUCUCUCAGCUAUAGAUGAUAUAGACAGACCCAAAAGAUAAUGAACAGAAUUCUUUUUCCUCAGUGGCAUUGAUGGUCUCUCAGCGCGCGUGACAUGAAAGCCAGUUUUUCAUGCACUGCUGACAUCUGUCUUAAGAAAACUUUGUGCAUGCUCUCUCCAGCUGGAAAGUGGAAAACACUGAAGUUUAUGUGGUCUUUGCAAAUGAUUUUUAUAUGCUGUGAUCUCAGCUCUUCAAUUUUUGGUCUCAUUUGUUGUAUUUCUUUCUUGAAAUGAUAUUGCCUCAUCAUAACUAUUGUUACAUGACUACAGCUACCCAUUUUACUGAAGAAUGUACUCUCAGUAUAUGAGCAGAAGGAACAGUGACAGUACACUCACGGGUGGUUUCGGAGAAUGAAUUUAUGUUGGCAUUUUUCUACCCUCAAAUUUACUUCUUAAUAAGUGUAAUACGAGAGGGUUAAUGUGUAAUGUCUCUUAAUUAUGAACACUGCAUGACAGUUGAAAAGUACAUGUAAGCUAAAUAGUUGAAAAAUCAGUAUGCUGUCUGUGUUUUUAAAUGUCAAUAUUUCUGUUAGAGUUAAUGACACAGUGAUCAUAAAUGAUGAAAUUUAAUAAAUACUAUACUCUAACAUGAUCAAA
Odocoileus virginianus texanus is the source of this 922-nucleotide messenger RNA. The record is from RefSeq and is a predicted model, not a curated record. Lineage: Eukaryota; Metazoa; Chordata; Mammalia; Artiodactyla; Cervidae.